This is a messenger RNA of Cladophialophora yegresii CBS 114405, 3120 nucleotides long. RefSeq lists its product as uncharacterized. Bases 1 to 3120 code for a protein of 1039 amino acids. Lineage: Eukaryota; Fungi; Ascomycota; Eurotiomycetes; Chaetothyriales; Herpotrichiellaceae. The transcript has a single exon. The record is from RefSeq and is a predicted model, not a curated record.
AUGUCGGACCAUGGCAGCAACGAGUCGAGACGAUCCUCUUCGCAGACCUCGCACAAUUCCGCCGACCAGAAGAAGCUGUCGAAGACAAUUCGUGCGCAACCCAAACGCCAUGGCUCCAAGCACUCCUCAAGGUCCAUCGACGAAGAUGAUCCUGCCCUGACCUCCUUUCCAUCCUUCUCCCCUGAGCUGGAGACGAAGUCGUCAAAAAGCACUGUGCAAGAGGCCCUGCGCCAACCACUCCGAACAAUUUCUCAAAAGGCAAGGGACCGGAAGGCUACACUAGCUGGCUUGACGAGUGCUUCCCCGUCGUUAAAACAAAAUGCCUUGUUCGAUGACUCUCCGCGGUCGUCUCUGGAUAUUCCAGGUUCUCUGCAUCUGGCGAGCGAUGAACACAUAGAAAGACUUAUUGCCAGGACAGGGGCCGUCAAGCUGGUUCGACAAUAUGCUGCAGAUCUGGCCCAGAGAGAUGCUGAGAUAUCCGCUUUACGGAUUAGAGCGGACCAUAGAGAGAGGGAGUUGAAGAGGAUCCUGCGAGAAACCAAUGUGCCGACUGCGGAGGUCGAAAAGCGGCUGCUGCGGUUGGAACAGGGAGAGAGUGACCCUAGCCUCGGGGCAUCAUCCAUACCUGUGGAUCGCACUCCUCCCUCGCUGAAUGGCAUGAUGUCAGAAGCGAUGGCUGACGGUAUCGUGCUCAGCAGCCCUCUGGAGAGCACCUUUCCUCCAGUUCCUGGCACCGACCCUCGAGGUCCAACCGGAGUUCUACAAGCGGAGCUUGAAGCCAGUCGCAGUAGAGCUGGGUCAAUGGCGUCUUCUCAGGCAAGGGCAAGUCGCACACCGAGCCGAGCAAACAGUAGCCGCAGCGACAGCAGCCAGGACAUGGAGGCAACACUGCGUCCCCGCGUCUCGAGCUCCAAUGUCAACAAGGGUUCAGCUCUCCAGGCUAUCUUUCAGCCUCCUUCAAACUCGUCCAGCUACUUCAUUGGUGGCAAGACCCUCACCAGGAAGCCGAAGGCGGCUGACGAGGCUAGUGUACGAUCCAACCAGUCCGGCCGCUCUUUUGCCUCCUGGACUCAGAUUUUCAGCGGCAAGACCCAGGCUGGUCGAUCUAGAGCAUCGUCACUUGGCCAGGGUCAAACUCCGACAGCAGAAGCUGAGACGGCGCUUUCGAAAACAAGAACGAACACUGCCCUAACACCAAAUAAAUCUUCAGCCUCCCUGCCUGCCACUGGCACAGUCAAGGGUCGCCCUCCGCCAAAACGCGUACCCACUGCCAGUCGACUCACCCCCAGCCCAGGCCAUACUCGGAAAGAGUCGAAUGCAAGCAGCCUGCCUCCAACCGUUGAGCUGGACUCUAUGAUUGAAAGCUCGCAACUGCCGCCGACCAUGACAAACCAUAGCGUUGAAGCGACGGGACUACUGACAGAUAGAUUCGGCUUCAUCUACGAUCAAAAGCGACGGAAGAGACAGAGCCUGCCACUUCGUGGGCAUAGGCGGAACAAGCUGAGUGCCAAUGAAACCAUAGCCAGCUUCAGAGUAGGGGAAAGUCCCCAAUCUACCGAGGUCUUGAUUGACAGACCAGCUACUCCUGCUUCGAUUGACGAUGAAACGCCGAAGAAAUCAUGGCAAGAUUAUCUCAAGGUCCCUGCAGCUCUGUCCUCCGGGAGGCCGAAGGAGUUACUCUCACAUACACCCUCUGCUGGCGCUGUUGUGACGGUCAGCACUGCCGAUGCGACAGGGACUUUGACACCACCGCACCGAAGUCGGGAGGCUUCUAUUUCCAUCUCUGCGGCCUCGAAGAAGGCACUUCCAACUAGCAGCGUGGUCAUGGAGCCGCAAUCUUCGGCAGUCACCGCUACGUCGACAGAUUUUGGCCUCGACUCAGAAUCUGAAAACCUGGCCGAUUCUACUUCGGCCAAAUUACUCCUUGAACAGCUCACCGAGUUAUACGACGCACUCCAAUCUGAGAGGGCUGCACGGUGGAACGAUUUCUUGCGGCGGGUCAGAGCAGAGCGUGCCAACAAUCCAGACCGUGCCACCAACAACACCCCCGAGGCCGAUCUGCUGGAAGGCGAAUUGAUCGGAAUUGCAACACUUGGGCGUUCCACCAAGACGAAAGCCAAGUACAUGCACUUCAGGUCGUUGGUACUCGGUGGAAUCCCUGUCUCACUGCGACCAAAGAUCUGGGCGGAAUGCUCGGGCGCCAGUGCUUUACGAAUUCCAGGCUAUUAUGAAGACCUGGUGGCACGGUCGAUAGAAGGCACCGAUAUCGAUCCUGACAUUGCCAGUCAGAUCAAGGCUGACGUGCAUCGCACGUUGACGGACAAUGUCUUCUUCCGACACGGGCCUGGCGUGCAAAGACUGGAGGAGUUGUUGAGGGCAUAUUCUUUGCACAAUCCGCGCAUCGGCUACUGUCAAGGCAUGAACCUCAUUACCGCCUCGCUUCUGCUCAUCUGCGCCACCGCCGAGGAUUGCUUUUGGCUGCUCGUCGCCAUCAUUGACGUGAUUCUGCCCAGCCAGUACUUCAGUUCGACGUUGCUGGUUGCCCGUGCCGAUCAAGUGGUCCUUCGUCACUACGUCGCCGAGGUAUUACCCAAGCUGAGUGCCAAACUCGACGAGCUGGGCGUGGAAUUGGAGGCUUGCACAUUCCACUGGUUUCUGUCCCUCUACACGGGUGUAUUGACUGGAGGUGAAGCUCUCUACCGAGUCUGGGAUGUAAUUCUCUGUCUGAAUAGUUCGGAUGCGUCACCGUAUGCGCUGACUCAAUCCAAGGCCACCCUUGGGGUGGACCUGCCUUCACUCAACUUGAGUACGCCGUCGACGCCCGUCACUCCAGCACAUCCUCCACCAGAACCCGCUGAUGCCAAGUCUUCUGACGAGCACGACGGGACGAGUUCAUCCUUCCUCUUCCAACUCGCCCUGGCGUUGCUCAAGCUCAACGAGAAUGCAAUCCUGGCACUAGACUCGGCGGCACAGGUCUACACUUACAUCAACCACAACAUGACCAACCACGCUAUCAGCAUUGACGCGCUGGUCCAGGCGAGUGAGGGCCUGCGGGCGAAGGUUGUAAGGAAAGAGGUGCUGGAGAAGAGGAAGGAAGCCAUAGCCGAGUUAGGUGGUUGA